Solanum dulcamara is the source of this 970-nucleotide messenger RNA. RefSeq lists its product as uncharacterized. The coding region runs from base 112 to 720 and encodes 202 amino acids. The record is from RefSeq and is a predicted model, not a curated record. NCBI's taxonomy places the organism in Eukaryota, Viridiplantae, Streptophyta, Magnoliopsida, Solanales, Solanaceae. The transcript has a single exon.
AACCACAUACCAUUUUGAUCCAAUGGAAACUCAAAACUAAAUUCAUUUAAAAGAAGAAAAAAAUCCUUUCUUAACUGCCCAAACCAACCACUCAUCCUAACGGAUAAAACCAUGGCCACCUCCGCCGCCGCCGCCACCGCCGCCACCGCCGCCGCCACCGCCGCCACCCCACUCUUCUCUCCGACCACUCCUUCCCUCCACACAAUUACCAGAAUAACCUUCAUCUCCGCCACUCCAAAAUGCACCAGACCAAUCACCAAGCUCCACGUGUCCUCCAACCCAGUUGCUUCAUCAAGUACAUCCAAACCUAAUCAAGAAUCCAUCUUUUUCGACGGAGGAGCUCACUAUGGAGACCUCGCAGCUAAUCUCCUUCUGGGUUUCACUCUUCUUUGGCUCCCAUUAACCCUAGCUGCAGUAUUUAGGGCUUUUUACUUGAGGUACAGGUUUACCAAUUUGAGAGUUACUGUUAUUUCCGGGUUAACGGGUCAAGACCGGAGCGAUUUCUCGUAUAAAGUCAUCAAAGAUGUUCAGGUUGUUCCAAGAUUUAUUGGUGAAUGGGGUGAUGUGAUUAUCACAUUGAAAGACGGGACUGUUGUGGAUUUGAGGAGUGUUCCUAAAUUUAGGGAAAUUGCUAAGUAUUGUCUUUCUAUGGCUGAUAAAGAGUCAUCUGGAGUUUUGAAGGAGACUAAUACUACUACUGAUGGGCCUAAAGGUUUUUGACAAAAUAUAUGGUUAGUGUUUUUACUUUGUUUGAUUUGAAUACAUUGUUCUCUCGAUAAUCUUAGUAGCUCAGUUGGUUGACUAUAUGAACUUUCGAUAUUUUGUUCAUGUUCAUACAUUGUUCUCUGGGUAAUUGUAGUAGAACAAAACAUUGUUGUCCUUUUUGUCAAGGGUAUGUAAAGUUUUCAGUUUGCUGUUAAUGUAUUCAACUGUGACAAUGGUUUUAGUAUAUAUGCCUAAUUGAUUUGUA